Messenger RNA from Mustela lutreola (European mink), 2568 nucleotides. Its product is annotated as protocadherin alpha-6-like. Gene Ontology annotation, cellular component: plasma membrane. Gene Ontology annotation, molecular function: calcium ion binding. The record is from RefSeq and is a predicted model, not a curated record. NCBI's taxonomy places the organism in Eukaryota, Metazoa, Chordata, Mammalia, Carnivora, Mustelidae. Gene Ontology annotation, biological process: homophilic cell-cell adhesion.
AGUGCCCAGGGAUGGCAAGCUCAGAAGAAUUGGAUUAGCAGACUCUGGAUCGCACAAAAUUUAUCUUAGCUGCGAGACAAGAUCUUCUGAUGGAAAUAAAACAAGUAUUUGACAUGAUUAUUACCCUGGAAAGCAGACUGGGAUCUCAGUAUCUGCUGCUCUCGCUUCUGCUCCUUACAGCGUGGGAGGAGGGCAGCGGCCAGGUUCAUUACUCGGUCCCGGAGGAGGCCAAACACGGUACCUUCGUGGGCCGCAUCGCCCAGGAUUUGGGGCUGGAGCUGGCAGAGCUGGUGCCACGCCUGUUCCGGGUGGCGUCCAAAGGCCACGGGGACCUUCUGGAGGUAAAUCUACAGAAUGGCAUUUUGUUUGUGAAUUCUCGGAUCGAUCGGGAGAAGCUGUGCGGGCGGAGCGCGGAGUGUAGCAUCCACCUGGAGGUGAUCGUGGACAGGCCGCUGCAGGUUUUCCAUGUGGAGGUGGAGGUGAAGGACAUUAACGACAACGCGCCAGUGUUUCGUUUAAAGGAACAAAGAGUGCUGAUUUACGAAUCAAGACUGCCAGAUUCUCUGUUUCCACUAGAGGGCGCGUCAGAUGAGGAUGUUGGCUCGAAUUCCCACUUAACCUAUAAACUCAGCUCCAGCGAAUACUUCGCCUUAGAUGUGAAAACCAACAGUGAGGACAAUACACAAAUUGGGCUCGUGUUAAGGAAAUCCUUGGACAGAGAGGAAGCUCCUGAACAUAACUUACUGCUGACAGCCACUGACGAAGGCACACCUGAGCUCACUGGCUCUGUUCAGCUGCUGGUCACUGUGCUGGACGUGAAUGACAAUGCUCCCACUUUCGAACAGACUGAAUAUGAAGUAAGGAUCUUCGAAAACUCUGGCAACGCAACAACAGUCAUCAGACUGAAUGCUUCUGAUCGGGAUGAAGGAGUGAAUGGGGAAAUUUCAUACUCUUUAAAUAGUCUUGUUCCAACCACGGUUAGAGACCAGUUUAGAAUAGAUCCAAAUACUGGAGAAAUAGUAACUAAAGGGAAUUUAGAUUUUGAAAAAUUAAAUUUAUACAAAAUUCGUGUUGACGCGACGGAUAAAGGUCACCCACCCAUGGCUGGACAUUGCACUGUUUUGUUGAAGGUUUUGGAUAAAAAUGAUAACAUCCCUCAGAUUUCAUUGACUUCCUUAUCCUUGCCUAUCCGAGAGGACGCUCAAUCAGGUACUGUUAUUGCCCUAAUUAGCGUGUCAGAUCUCGACAUAGGUGCCAACGGGCAAGUGACCUGCUCACUAACACCCCAUGUCCCCUUCAAGCUGGUGUCCACCUUCAAGAACUACUAUUCGCUGGUGCUGGACAGCACCUUGGACCGCGAGAGCGUGUCCAACUAUGAGCUGGUGGUGACAGCACGGGACGGAGGAUCGCCUCCGCUCUCCGCCACCGCCAGCGUGUCCGUGGAAGUGGCGGACGUGAACGACAACGCGCCGGCGUUCGCGCAGCCCGAGUACACGGUGUUCGUGAAGGAGAACAACCCGCCCGGCUGCCACAUCUUCACGGUGUCGGCGCGGGACGCGGACGCGCAGGAGAACGCGCGGGUGUCCUACUCGCUGGUGGAGCGGCGCGUGGGCGAGCGCGCACUGUCGAGCUACGUGUCGGUGCACGCGGAGAGCGGCAAGGUGUACGCGCUGCAGCCGCUGGACUACGAGGAGCUGGAGCUGCUGCAGUUCCAAGUGAGCGCGCGCGACGCGGGGGUGCCGCCGCUGGGCAGCAACGUGACGCUGCAGGUGUUCGUGCUGGACGAGAACGACAACGCGCCGGCGCUGCUGCCGCGGCCCGGCGCGGGCGGCGGGGGCGGCGCGCUGAGCGAGCUGGUGUCGCGGUCGGUGGGCGCGGGCCACGUGGUGGCGAAGGUGCGCGCGGUGGACGCGGAUUCCGGCUACAACGCGUGGCUGUCGUUCGAGCUGCAGCCGGCGGCGGGGGGCGCGCGCAGCCCGUUCCGCGUGGCGCUGUACACGGGCGAGAUCAGCACGACGCGCCCCCUGGACGAGGCGGACCCGCCGCGCCAGCGCCUGCUGGUGCUGGUCAAGGACCACGGCGAGCCGGCGCUGACGGCCACGGCCACCGUGCUGCUGUCGCUGGUGGAGAGCGGCCAGGCGCCAAAGGCGUCGUCGCGGGUGUUGGCGGGCGCCGCUGGCGCCGAGACGGCGCUGGUGGACGUCAACGUGUACCUGAUCAUCGCCAUCUGCGCGGUGUCCAGCCUGCUGGUGCUCACGCUGCUGCUGUACACGGCGCUGCGGUGCUCGGCUCCGCCCAGGGAGGGCGCGUGCGGGCCUGGGAAGCCCACGCUCGUGUGCUCCAGCGCGGUGGGGAGCUGGUCGUACUCGCAGCAGAGGCGGCAGAGGUGUGCUCUGGGGAGGGCGCUCCCAAGACCGACCUCAUGGCCUUCAGUCCUAGUCAUCCACCCUCUCUGGUAGUGGGGGAUAUGAGCGAGCAACAGGAUUUAAAUGAUGAGCAUUGUGCCAAGCCUCGACAGCCCAACCCUGACUGGCGUUACUCUGCCUCCCUCCGAGCAGGAAUGCACAG